Malania oleifera is the source of this 3320-nucleotide messenger RNA. RefSeq names its product probable alpha-mannosidase At5g13980. The record is from RefSeq and is a predicted model, not a curated record. Gene Ontology annotation, molecular function: alpha-mannosidase activity; carbohydrate binding. NCBI's taxonomy places the organism in Eukaryota, Viridiplantae, Streptophyta, Magnoliopsida, Santalales, Ximeniaceae. Bases 77 to 3172 code for a protein of 1031 amino acids. The transcript has 29 exons. Gene Ontology annotation, biological process: mannose metabolic process.
GAUGACAAUCUGUGGCAGCUGACUUCAUCGCUCAUCGGACUUCGCUCAAUCGGGUUGGACUCAACCGGCUGCAGUAAUGGCGAUCGCAGUGUUCGCCGCUCUUCUCUUGGCGAUUGUUCUCCGCGCGGAGUCCAAGUUCAUGGUGUACAACACCUCGCAGAGCAUCGUCCCCGGAAAGCUCAAUGUGCACUUGGUUGCUCACACUCACGAUGACGUCGGCUGGCUCAAGACCGUCGAUCAGUACUACGUUGGCUCUAACAACUCCAUCCAGGGAGCUUGUGUGCAAAAUGUUUUGGAUUCUACUGUGCCUGCGCUGUUGGCCGACAAGAACCGCAAGUUCAUUUAUGUUGAAAUGGCAUUUUUCCAGCGUUGGUGGAGAGACCAGAGUGAGGCUGUACAGAAAACUGUCAAGGAGCUCAUUAGCUCUGGUCAACUGGAGUUAAUAAAUGGCGGUAUGUGUAUGCAUGAUGAGGCAGCUCCACAUUACAUUGACAUGAUUGAUCAGACGACUCUUGGGCACCGUUUUAUUAAGGAUGAGUUUGGUCUAACUCCAAGAAUUGGUUGGCAGAUUGACCCAUUUGGACAUUCUGCUGUGCAGGCUUACUUGUUGGGAGCAGAAGUUGGAUUUGACUCACUAUUCUUUGGUCGGAUAGAUUACCAAGACAGGGCCAAGCGUAAAAAUGAGAAAAGUCUUGAAGUUGUCUGGCAAGCUUCUAAAAGCCUGGGCUCAUCUGCGCAGAUUUUUGCUGGUGCAUUCCCUGAGAAUUACGAGCCUCCAUCCGGUUUCUAUUUUGAAGUUAAUGAUGCUUCUCCCAUUGUUCAAGAUGACAUCAAUUUGUUUGAUUAUAAUGUUGAAGACAGAGUUAAUGACUUUGUUGCUGCAGCAGUAUCUCAGGCUAACAUAACUCGAACAAAUCAUAUAAUGUGGACAAUGGGAACAGAUUUCAAGUAUCAAUAUGCACACACUUGGUUCCGGCAGAUGGACAAGCUGAUACAUUAUGUAAACCGGGAUGGGCGUGUUAAUGCGCUCUACUCAACCCCAUCAAUAUAUACUGAUGCAAAAUAUGCUGCAAAUGAAUCAUGGCCAAUCAAGACCGAUGAUUUCUUCCCAUAUGCAGAUCGUGCGAAUGGUUACUGGACUGGAUACUUUACGAGUAGACCAUCCUUCAAACGCUAUGUCAGAAUGAUGAGUGGCUAUUACAUGGCGGCAAGGCAAUUAGAGUUUUUUAAAGGAAGGAGUAAUUCAGGGCCCAACACAGAUGCGUUGGCAGAUGCUUUGGCAAUUGCCCAGCAUCAUGAUGCUGUAACUGGUACAGAAAAACAGCAUGUGGCUAAUGAUUAUGCAAAACGUCUGUCAAUGGGCUAUGUGGAGGCUGAGGAGUUAGUUGCUUCAUCGCUUGCUUGCUUGGCUGAAUCAAAAUCUCACGCUGGGUGUGGGAACCCAACUACAAAGUUUCAACAGUGUCCACUCUUGAACAUAAGUUACUGUCCUCCAUCAGAAAUUGACCUUUCCAAUGGGAAGAGCUUGAUUGUAAUUGUUUACAAUUCUCUUGGGUGGAAGAGAGAGGAUGUAAUUCGAAUUCCUGUUAUCAAUGAAGGUGUUACUGUUCAUGAUUCUGAGGGCACAGAAAUUGAAUCACAGCUUCUUCCUCUAGCCAAUGUUAGCCUGGGCAUAAGAAACUUCUAUGUCAAGGCAUACUUGGGUAAAACCCCAAGUGAGACACCUAAGUAUUGGAUUGCAUUUACGGCCACUGUACUACCCCUGGGUUUCAGCACAUACACCAUCUCAAGUGCCAAAAGACCAGGUGCUGGUUCAACCAGAUCAUCAGUAUACACUUUGCGAAAAGGUGGAAAGUCCACUGUUGAAGUUGGUCAGGGAAAUUUAAGGCUUACAUUUUCUGCACAUGAAGGGAAACUUGAUUAUGUUAAUAGAAGAAGCUCGGUCAAUGAAUCUGUCAAACUGUCCUACAGUUACUACAACGGAACUGAUAAAAGUGAUAAAGAUCCUCAGGCAUCUGGAGCAUAUAUAUUCCGUCCAAAUGGUACACAUCCCAUAAAGUCUGACACCAAGGCUCCUUUGACUGUAAUGCGUGGACCAGUUAUUGAUGAAGUCCAUGAACAAAUCAAUCAGUGGAUAUAUCAGGUCACCAGACUUUUCAAGGGAAAGGACCAUGUUGAAGUUGAGUUUAGUGUGGGGCCCAUUCCCAUUGACGAUGGAAUUGGGAAAGAAGUUGUUACUCAAAUCACGACUACAAUGGAAACCAAUAAAACAUUCUACACUGAUUCUAAUGGACGUGAUUUUAUCAAGAGGGUUCGUGAUUAUAGGACAGACUGGGAACUACAAGUGGACCAACCUGUUGCUGGAAAUUAUUAUCCAAUUAAUCUUGGAAUGUAUAUGGAAGAUAAUAAGACAGAAUUUUCAGUUUUGGUGGAUCGAUCUGUGGGAGGAUCCAGUAUAGUUGAUGGACAAUUUGAGCUGAUGCUCCACAGGAGACUGCUAUAUGAUGAUUCUAGAGGUGUCGCAGAGGCUCUAAAUGAAACAGACUGUAUCCUAAAUGAAUGCAGAGGACUGACUGUCCAAGGGAAAUUUUAUUUUAGGAUUGGCCCUCCAGGAGAGGGUGCCAAGUGGAGACGUUCAUUUGGACAGGAAAUAUAUUCUCCAUUUCUUUUAGCUUUCACCGAGCAGGAUGGAGAUGACUGGACAAGUUCUCAUGUACCAACAUUUUCGGCCAUUGACAACUCCUAUAGUUUACCUGAUAACAUUGCCAUUAUUACUCUCCAGGAGCUUGAUGAUGGAAAAGUUCUCCUUCGGUUGGCACACUUAUAUGAGGUUGGAGAGGACAAGGACCUUUCUGUAAUGACAAAAGUUGAACUGAAAAAGCUCUUCCCUGGCAAGAAGAUUAGCAAAGUGACAGAGAUGAGCUUAUCUGCCAACCAAGAAAGGGCUGAAAUGGAAAAAAAGAGGCUUGUUUGGAAUGUGAAGGGCUCCCAUGGAGGGCCUGAGGUGAUGAGGGGAAGACCUGUUGAUCCUACAGAACUGGUUGUGGAACUUGCUCCAAUGGAAAUUCGCACCUUGAUUAUCGUCCUUGAUCAUACCGUCCACCAGCAUGGGAUGGCUGAUGUCUUGGGGCAGGAGCUUCAGGACAUCCUUGUAGAUUUGAUAAGGCACUGAGCUCCUUCUGCUGCAUUUUUUUUUUUCCGGGCUUUAAUCCAGUUGCACUUGAAACUCUUAUGAGAGAAUUGUUUGUAGCUGGUUAUUGCCAUUUGAUUUAUCCAUCACAGACAAGCGUCCGCUUAAAUGCGAUGAACCGUUGUGUGCA